AUGUUCAAUCGAACUAAGGUCGGCAAAUAUCAUCUAUUGGUCUGUGGAACUACACCUUGUAUGAUACGUGGUUCACAAGGUAUUGAAGAAGCAUUAUUGAAACACUUAGGAGUGAAACGAAAUGAAGUAACGCAAGAUGGUUUCUUUUCUGUUGGUGAAAUGGAAUGCAUGGGAUGCUGUGUGAAUGCUCCAAUGAUUACAGUGGCUGAUUACUCUAAUGGAUCAGAAGGAUAUACUUACAAUUAUUUUGAAGAUGUAACCCCAGAGAAAGUAAUUGAGAUAGUUGAAAAGCUGAGAAAGGGCGAGAAGCCACCGGUAAGGAUAUUUGCUAUAAUUUAUUUCAUUUUUGUCAAAGUUUAG
This is a messenger RNA of Lathyrus oleraceus (garden pea), 360 nucleotides long. Its product is annotated as NADH dehydrogenase [ubiquinone] flavoprotein 2, mitochondrial. The coding region runs from base 1 to 360 and encodes 119 amino acids. Gene Ontology annotation, cellular component: respiratory chain complex I. The record is from RefSeq and is a predicted model, not a curated record. The transcript is spliced from 5 exons. Gene Ontology annotation, molecular function: NADH dehydrogenase activity. Gene Ontology annotation, biological process: mitochondrial electron transport, NADH to ubiquinone. NCBI's taxonomy places the organism in Eukaryota, Viridiplantae, Streptophyta, Magnoliopsida, Fabales, Fabaceae.